Messenger RNA from Penicillium atrosanguineum, 1248 nucleotides. Its product is annotated as nitrilase. The record is from RefSeq and is a predicted model, not a curated record. NCBI's taxonomy places the organism in Eukaryota, Fungi, Ascomycota, Eurotiomycetes, Eurotiales, Aspergillaceae. Bases 1 to 1248 code for a protein of 415 amino acids. Gene Ontology annotation, molecular function: catalytic activity. The transcript has 2 exons.
AUGCCUACCCUAACAGUAGCCAUCGCCCAAUCCCGCACCCACCAAACCACCCAAUCAACCCUCUCCGCCCUCGAACGAACAACCAAAUUAGCCUCCUCUCGCAACGUCCACCUCAUUCUCUUCCCAGAAGCGUACCUAGGCGGAUACCCACGUACAUGCUCCUUCGGCGCAGCAGUCGGGUCUCGUGCCCCCCACGGCCGAGACCAGUUUCUGGAGUAUUUCAAGGCGGCUGUGGAUCUGGGCGAUACGCCUGCCGGGGCGGGUGAGGAGUGGGUGAGUAAGAAGUUGGAAGUUGCUGUUGGGAAGCAGUACCGUGGAGAUGGGACUAGGGAGUUUCUGGAGCGGGUUGCGAGUGAGACGGGGGUUUUUAUUGUGACAGGGUUGGUGGAGAGGGCUGGGGGGAGUUUGUAUUGUUCCGUGGUUUAUGUCGAUCCUAUUAGGGGGACCUUAGGGAAGAGGAGGAAGGUUAUGCCGACCGGCGCCGAACGCAUGAUCUGGGCUCAAGGUUCACCCUCAACUCUACGCGCCGUGACAACCUGUCUCAAUGGCAUCCCGGUUACAUUGGCUUCGGCUAUCUGCUGGGAGAACUAUAUGCCCUUGUUGCGCCAGAGUCUGUACUCUCAAAACGUGAAUAUCUACCUCGCUCCAACCGCCGAUGCCCGUGAUACUUGGCUGUCGCUCAUGCGCACCGUUGGCAUUGAAGGCCGCUGCUUCGUGCUCUCUGCGAAUCAAUGUGUUCGUAACUGUGAGUUGCCCUCUUGGAUUACUGGGCAAAAGGAGACUGCUCCGAGUCCGGUCCCGGCUCCUGCGCAGGUCGAGCAGCCGAAGAUGAUGAAUCGGAAGCUUUCAAUUACGGCUGAGGGGCCGCAUGAGAUUGUUUGGCCGCAGUGUUCGACUCAGGGGGCGGAGAAUGGUGAGACGUCCAAGCUGUCAUCGCAAGUGUCCUCUCAUGCUUCUGGGGAGUAUCUCUGUCGGGGAGGUAGCUGUAUCAUCUCUCCGCUUGGCGAGAUUCUGGCAGGGCCCCUGUGGGAGGUUUGUACGGACGAUGUGCCGGAUAGCGAUGAAGCAGCCGUGAAUGCGAGCGGCAUUCAACCUGCUGCAACUGGGGAUGGACUGGCGAUUGCCCAGAUUGAUCUGGAUGACUGUGAGCGUGGUCGAUUGGAUCUCGAUGUCGCCGGUAGCUACUCGCGCAAUGAUGCAUUCAAGUUGACCGUCGAGGGGCUGGACCUGGCACCGCCGCCCUUGUAA